AUGGAGUUCUUACUUCGAUUUAGGGUUCCCGCUUCUCUGCUCACUCCUUGUCUUAACAACGCGAAUGGCAGCAUUGACGCUCAGCAGACACAGGAUGACGUGGAAAAGAGCAGCAGCAAGGGCGAAGAGAAGCAGGUUGUUCGAUUCAUGGCUGUUGGGCAUGUGGUGUACCUAUCGCCUUCCGUAUCCGCCGACAAGGCCAGGCUUAAAUCGGGUACGGUGAUUAAAGUGCUGGCAGUGAAAUCGAAAUCUGCGACCGGGGAAAACGCAGGGAACACCAGCGGCAGCAACGUCGCAACUGCCGCACAAGUCGCGCCUGGUGCCGGCGCCAUACACGCGAAGUUUGAAGACCUAUCGCUGGCUUCUGACGUGAACCUCCAACCUCAGAGUUCGCCCUCCCCUGCUCCUGUGUCCGUUCCUGCACCCGCCCUGCUCCCUGCGCCUGCACCUGCUGCUGCUCCUUCCUCUCCCCCUGCUCCGCCCUCUGCCGUGGGCAACGACACUAACAGCACCACUACCGCUGCCACUGCCGCAGGCACUAACAGUGGCACCAAUGGUACCAGCGGCAACAACAGCGGACCCCGCAGCAGCGGCAGCAGCAGCAGGCAGAUGGUACACGUGGAGCACGUGCCGCUGGCCCGGCCGCACAUGGUGCACUACGUGGACGUGCACCUGCCGUGGUCGCACUCCCUCCGCGCCUGCUGCCUCCCCCGCAUGCUCCGCCCCGCCCCGUCCAUCACCUUCCGCAUCUCAAGCCUCGCCUCGCUGCGCAAGCACCUGCAGCAGCCCGUGCCGCCCGCCAUGCCGCCCUUCCGCCUCCCCAACAAGCCCACGCCGCCCAUCCUCGCCUACUCCGCCACCGUCCCGCUCUCCGCCCCUCCCCGCCGCUUUCCAGGCUAUACCAGCGGCGCAGCAGCGCCGUCGGUGGCGCAGCAGUAUCGGUGGAAGGCGGACGCGGCGCCUGUGGUUGCAGCAGAGGGGAUGAUGCUCGAAUGGCUGGCAGAGCCACGUGUCGGCCUGCUACUGGACCUACAGGAGAUACGGCACCGGCUGGCAGAUAUCAUGCAGAUCAACGAACUCGCUGCGGCGCGGAGGGCAGCUAGCGCCGCACGAGGAGCCGCAGCUGCUGCUUCUCCUGCUCCUGCUGCCACCGCUGACCCGUACCCUCCGUUGCUGUGGUGGUGCUGCUGGCAGUGCAGCCGCUGUUGGACUCUCUACCGCCGCGCCGUGUCCAUCGCUGCGUUCACCGUGCUUGUCGCCAAGUUCCCCCGCUUCGUCAUGCUGUGGCGCGCGCACCUGCGCUCCCCUGAGGUGGUCUUUUCCAUGAUGGCGUUCCAGUUCGGCGCGGGGCGGCAGGCGCAGGGCGACUGCUUGGCGUCGCUGCUGCUGCAGGUGCUGGGAGUGAAGGGGAAGGAACAGCUGGAGACCGGCUUUGCUGCCCACCUGCUGCCGUUGCUGCCGGGGGGGAGGGACGCGCACGGGGAGGGGGGAGAGGAGCGGGAAAGUCGCGGCAGUGUGGGGGGACGGGGGAAGGAGUGGAGGGAGGGGUUGAGGGGGGUGGAGUGGGAGGAAUAUGUGCAGCGAGUGGGGAAGAUUGCCGCCCAGGGAGGGCUGGCAGGCGAGCAGUACCGCUGCUGCUGCUCGCAGUGCUGCCAGGGCGAGGGAGCAGAGGGGAGGGCGAGCGAAGGGGCCUUGGGAACUCAACCCGGCAGCAGCAGUGGCAUGGUGAUAUCUGGUGCGGACCCCUCGGACUUCGCCCUCAAGUGCGGCACUCUCUUCUGCCAGCCGCUGUUCGCCCGGAGUGCUGCUCUGAUCUUUUCUGACUGUGCUGGCAGCCGCCACAAGGAGAGGGUGGAGGACGCUGCUGUGGAGGAGGCAAGGAACCGGCUGGCAGCGGGGGAGGGGAGUGUGGAGGGGAGUGGAGUGCAGGAUCGAGGGAAGCAAAAAGUGGAUUCAGACGCACGAGCAACAGCUCCUGCUGCUCCUGCUGCUGCUGCUGCUGCUGCUGCUGCUGCUGCUGCUGCUGCUGCUGCUGCUGCUGCUGCUGCUGCUGGGUCUGGUUCUGCAGGCAGCUCCGGCCUUGUCCCGGUGAACAGUAACAUGGUGGUGGCACUGUUCACGUACCGAGUCACCUGCCUGCUGCGAUGGGUGCGACUCUACGGCUCCAGGGUCAACCCCGCAGAGGCCUGCACGUGCUCUGACCAGAAAAACCCAGGCCCUUCUCUUCCCCACCCGAUCCACGACCUCCCGAACCUGAUGAUCAGGUUCGGCGCCAUGCCCAAGCCUGCAGCCGCGCCAGGCCUGGAAGGUUCGGCAACAACGGUCUGGAAGGAGUUUCCAGAGGGAAACAGGGCCGCAGUGGCUAAGAUUGAGAAGGACCCCGGGGAGUUCACGGGGAUCAAGACGUUCCAGGUGGGGGCGUUUCACGGCGGCAGUGAGUUGGACAAGGAGGAGAUGCAGAAGGAGUACAACGUGAGGGAGAUUAACCUGCCCCAACCGGGUGCCUCCUCCAGUUCCACAAGCACUCUGGAGGACAACACAAGCGGUCCAUUCUUCGCCACUCUGAGCCACCGCGUGGAGGAGUUUCUGAGAAGGUUCGCGCCUGCAAGGCUGGCAAGGGAGGGCAGGAACGGCCCUCUGGCCCGCACUAUCACCUCCUGGGCUGGCCAGUUGGACCUGGAGGAUCGAACCUGGGCGGCUAUAGCUCUGGGCCCGUACUCAUUUGGCAAGAUCAAGCCGAUCCUACGGUCCACAAUCCAAGUGGAGAUCUUCAUAGAGAUGAUCGCGGGUAGCAUUUCUCCUGCGCCGGCCUGCACACGCUGCCGGCACUGCAUCCGCAGGUACGACCGCGCAGUCACUCUCUCCUCGCUCGUCGCCACCUUCGCCUACCGCCCCUCGUCCGCGCUGCUGCGCUGCAUCCUCUCGCUCUUCCCUCCGCGCUCCGCACGCUUCAGAAAGUUCCUGGGGUCUCUGGGAAUAGCGCCCGUCCCUGCGGUGGUCCCGGACUCGCUGGUGGUGGCGCUGCUGGAAGGCGUGAUGGAGGAGCAGCGCCUGCAGUUCCUCUUCUUCGGCAUUCGGCUCAUUGGAGAGGAAGGGGAGGUAGGGAACAUUCUGGAGCCGGUGGGACAGGACGGGGUGGGGCAGGAGGGUGGGUUGGGGUGGCAGGGCGUGCGGGAGGGGGAUGAGGAGUGGAGGAUGUGGGAGGAGGUGGAUAGUUGGCGGCGGGCGGCUAUUAUGGCGUGGCCUGCUGUGGAGGGGCGUGGGGAGGCGGGGGUGGAUGGUGGCGAGGGGAUGGAGGAGAGCUGUGCGGGCAUGGAGCGCGCGCUACGAGACGAGAAGGCCGUGGCGGAUGCCCGGAAGCAAGCGCUGAUUCAGACUGUCAUUGCAGCUGGUGGCGCGCGCCGGGGAGAGGGUGGGGAGGGCGAGAGGGGGAGGGCAGUGGCAUCGUACCUGGAGCCGUGGCCGGGUGGGGUGAAUCCUCUGGCGUGUUUGAGGGAGAUGCUGCUGGGGGAGACCAGCUACUGCCCCCAGGCCAAGCUGGACGCCCUUGCUGCCUCCGAUGCUGCUGCCCAUGCUGCUGGAGGUGGUUUUGCUGCUGCCCCUGUGGAAGGGGGUCGAAGUGGAGGAGGUGAGGGGCGCGGUGGCAAGGGAGGGCCACGGGGCUGUGGCUCCCCGCAGUGCAGCAAGGUGGAAGGGGCGGGGGUGCAGCUGAAGCUAUGCUCGCGGUGCGGCAAGGCUGCCUACUGCAGCAGGGAAUGCCAAAAGGCCCACUGGCCCUCGCACAAGCUCACAUGCCAGCCCAAGGCCAAGGAGGGAGGCGAGUCAUCCUAG
Messenger RNA from Closterium sp. Naga37s-1, 3831 nucleotides. The record is from the annotation of a GenBank genome assembly. NCBI's taxonomy places the organism in Eukaryota, Viridiplantae, Streptophyta, Zygnematophyceae, Desmidiales, Closteriaceae.